CUCUCUGCAAAUCCGAGCAUCAGACGGCGGAGGGAUUGGAGGGAAGCAAAGGAUCUGAAGAAAUCCACUUCCUAACACAUCCAUCAGUGGAGCUGAAACAGUGGACGCAGUGGUGCUCUUCGGUGGCCCGACACCUAUGAGAGAGAAAACGCAUCAGCUCUAAUCUUUAAAGGAUUAAACUACCAAACCCAGCAGAAAAAAUGAAGGCAUUCAGCAUUGCAGUUGCAGUGACACUCGUGCUCGCCUUUAUUUGCAUCCUGCAGAGCUCUGCCAUCCCAGUCAAUGGGCAGGUCAAAGAGCUGGAAGAAGCAGCAAGCAAUGACACUCCAGUAGCGGCACGUCAUGAGAUGUCAAUGCAAUCGUGGAUGCUGCCAAACCACAUCAGGGAAAAGCGGCAGAGCCACAUCUCUAUGUGCACUAUGUGCUGCAACUGCUGCAAGAACUACAAGGGCUGCGGUUUUUGCUGCAGGUUCUGAGGGGUCCUGCAACAACCACGACUCAUUAAUUUAUUAGGCUUGUUUUUCCUUACUCUCCACAAGAAAUUUACUUUUUUUUUUUCUUAACCUCAGUCUAUAGUGUGAUAGCCUACUGUUUUGUCAGAAUGAAUAAUUCAAGAAAACAGAAAAAAGGCUGUUGGUUUUAUUUAUUAUCUACUUUUAACCCUUUUUGUAAGCUCAAUAAAUUGUUAAUUUCUGAAGAAAUA
Molecule: messenger RNA, 703 nt
Organism: Oryzias latipes (Japanese medaka)
Lineage: Eukaryota; Metazoa; Chordata; Actinopteri; Beloniformes; Adrianichthyidae
Gene: hamp
Product: hepcidin antimicrobial peptide
Biological process (GO): defense response to bacterium; intracellular iron ion homeostasis
Cellular component (GO): extracellular region
Source: RefSeq, a predicted model, not a curated record